AUGUGCAACCUACGAUUGCUGAAGAUCUAUAAUGUGAACUUUCAGGAUGUGCACUUGAGAUUCUUCUUUAAAAAUUUACGACUUUUGGAAUGGCACGAAUGCCAGCUAGAAUUAUUUCCAUCUAAUUUUAAAUCAGAGAAGCUGAUUGAAAUCAAGAUGCCUUACAGCCGCAUUAAACAACUAUGGAAUGAAAAGCACUCUCUUGGAAAGUUAAUACUCAUGGAUCUUUCCCACUGCCAAUAUUUAGCCACGACCCCAGACUUCAGUACAGUCCCAAAUCUUGAGCGGUUGAUCCUCCAAGGUUGUAAGGGGUUAUCAGAGGUUCACCAUACGAUCGGGAAUCUUCAGAAACUGGUUCUCUUGAACUUGAAAGGUUGCACAAGUCUAGAGAGUCUCCCCCAAUCCAUCAGCUUGUCAUCCCUCCAAAGUUUUGUUCUGUCUGGAUGUUCAAAACUCCAGGAGUUUCCGCAGAUUGUGGGGAACAUGGAUACGUUAUCAGAACUUUAUCUAGAUGGCACGGCUAUAUUGGAGCUGCCUGAAUCCAUCCAGCAUUUGAAAGGCCUCGUUUUGCUAAAUCUAAAUGGCUGCAGGAACCUUCUCAGUCUUCCAAGCACCCUCUGUAGUGGUUUGACAUCACUGAAAUUUCUCUAUCUGUCUCUAUGCUCAAGUAUGGACAAUCUGCCGGAUAACAUAGGCUGCUUGGAACACUUGGAGGAGCUCGAUGCAUGUAAUACUGCUAUAAGAAAAGUUCCGGUGUCCAUUUCACUCCUCCAGAAUCUUAAACUAUUGUGCUUUCACGGCUGCUCUGGAUCCACAGGUUUAGAGUUGCCAGACAAAUUCUCAGGUUUAGGGUCCUUGACAACACUAAACCUAGGUGGAUGUAACCUCACACAAGGAGCAAUCCCUGAUGACAUUGGUGAUUUAUCCUCACUGCAGAGUUUGGAUUUCAGUGAAAACAACUUUAUUACCAUACCUGAAAGCAUCUCUCAGCUUUCUGAGCUUACAGAAAUUUCUCUAUUUAGAUGUAGCAAACUGCAGUCGUUGCCAUUGCCAAAAGAUCUUCCAUCAAGUCUAAGUAAUGUAAAUGUACGUGGUUGUCCUAUGCUGACAAAUUAUUCAUCUACUUGGAGGAGAUAUCUGCCUCACAAGGGUUUGAGUAUCAUAAACUGUCGGAAACCAGAGGAUGAAAUCUUUCCUGAACUCCAUAAGUUUUCUUUGGAUAAACUGGAAGAAUUCAAUAUUACCAACUGCCAACACUUGACCAGGUUCCCCAAUUUGAAUGAGGUCCCAACACUUAAGAAAUUGAUCCUUGAAGGUUGUGAAAACUUAUCAGAGGUUCAUCCAACAAUUGGGGGUCUUCAACAUCUGGUUUUAUUGAAUUUGAAAGGAUGUGUUAAUCUAAAGAGCCUUCCUCACUCCAUCAGCUUAAAAUCUCUGAAAGUGUUCAUUCUUUCAGGAUGUUCAAAGCUCAAAGUCUUUCCAGAGAUUAAGGGAAACAUGGAAAACCUGUUAGAACUUCAUUUAGAUGGGACGGCGUUAAAGGAUCUGCCUAUAUCAAUGCAACAUUUGAAAGGCCUGAUCUUGAUAAAUCUAAGAGGUUGCAAGAAUCUUUCGACUGUUCCAAACCUUUUCAGUCUGAAAGUUCUCAACUUGUCCUGCUGUUCACGUAUAUCCAUUUUGCCAGUAAACCUGGGGAGCUUGACACAUUUGCGGGAGCUUGAUGCCUCUGAAACUGCCAUAAGAAUUCUUCCUUGGUCAAUUUCAGUUCUUAAGGACCUUAAAGUGUUAUCUCUCUGUGGAUGUAAAGGUUUGCAAUUGUUUAACUGGUUCUCGCAUUUAAGCUCUUUAACAUCAUUAAAUCUACAGAGGUGUGGCCUAGCAGAACAAGUCCUUCCUACCAUCUGCUGCUUAUCCUCCCUGCAGAUUUUGAAUUUGAGCGAAAACGAUUUUGCGUGUAUACCAAAUGAAAUUGGUCAUUUAUCCUCUCUGCAGCUAUUGGAUUUGAGUAAAAACAGUUUAGUGAGUAUACCAAAUGAAAUUGGUUUCUUAUCCUCUUUGCAGCUAUUGAAUUUGAGUAAAAACAAGUUAGAGAGUAUACCAAAUGAAAUCGGCCAGCUAUCCUCUUUGCAGCAUCUAGACUUGAGUGAUAGCAACAUUGUGAGUAUGCCUGAGAGCACCUUAAAACUUUCUGAGCUUACAGAACUUCACUUGCUUAGGUGUAGCAAGCUACAGGCGUUGCCACAAAAUCUUCUAUUCAAUCUGAAACAUGUCUAUGCACGAGAUUGUCCUAUGUUUAAAAAUGCAGAUACUUUGACAAUAUGGGCUUCAGGGAGAGGGUUCUGUUUCAUAAACUGCGGACAAUCAUACCAGGUUGAUGAUCAGCUAAGCUGCAUCACACUUAAAGUUCCUGAAGACCAAAUUGAACAGCUCUUUCCUAAAUACAUUGAGGACCGAGUUUAUGGUAAAAAGACAUUUGAAAUUCGUUUUCCGCACAGUACAAGAAUUCCCAAUCUCUGGAGUCAUUGGAGGAGUGGUCCUUCAAUAGCAAUUCCACUAUCUGAUGGCACCAGUGCAUGUAUAGGAUUUGCUCUGUUUGUUGUUUUUGAAAUCCUUGAGAAAGGCAUUUUCAACAAAAUUUGGGAACUGGAGGAGACCAUCUGUGAAUUUCACACGGAUAUUGGUCGUGAAAAUUCCCUAGUUUUUGAAAACUUCAUAGACUUCACGGCGGGUUCUUAUGCACUUUGUUGCUAUGAACCGCGAGGUGGGCAAUAUCAUGGGAUUUUUGAUAAACCAAGCUCACAACUUCGAGCUUCAGUUUCAACAAAGAGACCGGAUUUAAAAGUGAGAGGUUGUGCGAUACAUCUAAUAUCAGAGGACAACACUGCAGAGUUUGUAAAAUGUGUAGCAAAUCAGACUGCUACUCAACACCUUGAUUCCAAUUUUGAUCAACACUGCGAGUACAUGUUUCAUGAGGAGACAGAAACUGGUGACCUGAUGGAACUGGGAUCUACUUCAACAUUCAGUGAAGAUUGCUGCACCAAAAUCAACUCUAAUAUCAAACUCAGAGGAGACCUGCUGAUACUCUAUAAGGGACGCAAUGGACGUGAGAAGAAGAUGGGUGGGAUUAGAACUGUAUGUUCAAUUUUCUCAGUGUACAUCUACUUCGACACGUGGCAACAAUAG
This is a messenger RNA of Fragaria vesca subsp. vesca, 3183 nucleotides long. Its product is annotated as protein SUPPRESSOR OF npr1-1, CONSTITUTIVE 1-like. Bases 1 to 3183 code for a protein of 1060 amino acids. Lineage: Eukaryota; Viridiplantae; Streptophyta; Magnoliopsida; Rosales; Rosaceae. The record is from RefSeq and is a predicted model, not a curated record. The transcript is spliced from 6 exons. Gene Ontology annotation, biological process: signal transduction; defense response. Gene Ontology annotation, molecular function: ADP binding; protein binding.